AUGGGUAUCAGGAGAUUAGUUAGUGGUAUUACGCGACCCAUAAUUAAUAAAGUUAACCCAUCUGGUCACUACUCGAGAGUACUCGCUUCUCGUGAAGACCAGGAUAAAGCUUCCUCCAAAUAUAAAAACAAUGAUAAGACAGCCAAAAAACCAUACACAUACCGCCUUUUCUCUAUUCUUGGCAUUUUAUGCAUUUGCUCGCUUUUAUUGAUAUCGUUACUCAAACCUUUUAACGGUGCAGAUGCUCCUCAGUGUAAGUCUAUUUAUAUGUAUCCAUCCUACGCAAGGAUCGAUGGAUUUGACGAAAGGUAUACACCAUUGGCACACAAGUAUCAUCUUUACUUAUAUCGAGAACAAGGCGUAGACCGAGGACCUUUAAAUGGUGACGAGUUGCAACUUGAUGGUAUCCCUGUACUUUUCAUACCCGGAAAUGCAGGCUCUUUUAGGCAAUCUAGAUCAAUUGCUUCCGCUUGUUCCAACUUAUACUUUGAUUUUGAUACCAGGGCAACUUUGAGUAACGAAAACGUGCAGAAUUUGGACUUCUUUACGGCAGAUUUCAAUGAAGACUUCACCGCAUUUCAUGGUAAAACAAUGCUUGAUCAAGCUGAAUACCUAAAUGACGCGAUCAGGUACAUCUUAUCUCUUUACGAAAGGACUCCUGAUUACCCACAUCCAAUUCCACAGUCAGUCAUUAUCGUGGGACAUUCCAUGGGCGGUAUUGUAUCGAGGGUCAUGCUAACUUUAAAGAACCACAUACCAGGAAGUAUAUGCACUAUAUUGACUUUAUCCUCACCUCAUGCUGCUUCACCAGUAACUUUUGAUGGUGACAUUCUAAAACUUUACAAAAAUACAAACGAAUACUGGAGGGAUCAGUUAUCCCAAAACGAUUCUUUUUUCUCAAAGAAUAUUUCACUGGUUUCCAUUACAGGUGGUAUAUUGGAUACUACUUUACCUGCAGAUUAUGCAUCCGUAGAGGAUUUGGUUAGUUUAGACAACGGGUUCACGAGCUUCACAACUACUAUUCCAGAUGUUUGGACUCCAAUUGAUCAUUUGGCCAUUGUUUGGUGUAAACAAUUAAGAGAAGUGCUAGCGCGCCUAUUAUUGGAAAGUGUAGAUGCCUCCAAGCCUGAAAAAGUUAAGCCAUUGGAUCAGAGAUUACAAACUGCAAGAAAACUAUUGCUUUCGGGGUUCGAAGACUACUCAUUGGUGAAUAGUAAGUUGAAUUAUCCUCAAGAAAACUUACAAGAAUUUAGUGACAACUUCUUUUCUGAUUACUCCACUUUGGAAACGAACGACGUUCUAGAUAUUGCAAUGUUUAGCCUUGAAAAGUGGCACAAUAAUUAUACAAAAAUAAAUAUUCCAAGUAACAUCUCCUCCACGGAGCACCUGCAUUUCACGUUGUUAACUAGCCUAGAUAUGCCCAUGAUCUAUUUCUGUAAAGAUUCCAUGAACCUAAGUUGCACAACAGCUGCUGAUAGUAUUCUAACAGUGCCCAGGUCUUCAAAAGAUACUCAAUUCGCAGCUAAUUCUUCUUUUGGAGAGGGAAAAAAUCCGUUUAAGGCUGUUAGUAUUGGCAAAAACAUACUACAGAGGUAUGACUACCUAAUAAUAAGCAAACCUACUUACGGUGAGUUUUCUGAACAAGAAGAUAUGGGGGAAAAUCAAGGUUUUCUUUUGGCGUUGUUGUGCAACACAUCCAACGUCCAAGUUACCAAAACUACACCUUCUCAAAUAUUGCUCUUUGGAGAAAAACUGCACUUGAAUGGGAAAGAUAUUGAGCAAGUUAUAAGUUUCGAUAACUUGUGGGAUUCUUUACUAUCGUAUAAAUUGGAAACGAAGAUUGACACAGGCAACGGAAGCGUAGCGGCCGACGAGGCAUUGUUUCAACCUUUCAUAAGGCAAUGGGUUCACGAACCAUUCGAGACUAAAUGGCAUUUAAAUAUUCUGAACAACAGCCUCGAUAUAAAUAUGCACAACGUAGCACCGUUUAUCCCAUUAAAUGAAAGCGAACCAAGAUCACUACAAUUAAGUUUUUUUGUUCCACCGGGAAUGUCUCUGGAGGCAAAAAUGACCAUUAAUUGGUCUUUGACUUUAAAAAUGCUUUUUAUCAGAUACAGAUUAGCACUUGCAUCUUUUCCGGUCGCGUUUAUUGCACUCAUCUUGGCAUAUCAGUUUUACUGGUACAAUAAGACAUCUGAAUUUCCUUCCUUUGACAGCACUCUAGGCUACAUUUUGAAAAAGCAUGGAGUAUUCAUGUUUUUUACACUUUUCUUAGCUUCGCCCACAGUUAAUAAUAAGUUGGUACAACGAAUACUUUAUUUCUUGGAUCCCGUCGGUUUGAAUUAUCCAUUUCUGCUAUCCAAAAGACACAUGCAUGCAAAUUUUUAUUAUUUGGGGAUUAGAGAUUGGUUUAUGUCAACUAUUGGAAUACUCUUUGGGAUUAUGACAGUUGGGUUACUGGCGCUAGUUUCUAGGGUUUUUGGAUCUUUGGAAACAUUAGUAACUUUCUUUCAACGGAAACUAUCAAACGGAAGCACUGAAAGUAAAGAGUCUUUUGAUACAAUUGAACCUAAAGUGUAUGGUAAGGAAAGAUUAAUGGCAUCGAUGCUUUUAUUACUGUUGAUAUUUCUUUACAUACCGUACCAGAUGGCGUUUGUUAUCACAUUAAUAAUCCAAAUCGCUACCUGCAUUAGAAUAGCGCUAUUACAAGUAUCAAACUGCGAGCAAAAAACGAACUUGCGAAAUUAUAAUAUGACGUUGCUCAUGCUUUUACUGUUUGUUAGUGCCAUUAACAUUCCUAUCAUUAUUGUUUUCUUGCAUAACGUUGCCAUUAAAUGGGAAACUUCAUUCAGGUCCCAUCAUAAUAUCCUAGCAGUAGCACCAAUUAUUUUUUUGGUUGGAAAUAAUUCGGUUUUCAAGAUGCCAAAGAGCACACCAAUAGGCUCGUUAGAUGGUACAAUCACGGUCAUUUUAUUCGUGUACCUAACGGUUUUCAGCUUCAUUUAUGGAAUAAGAAACUUGUACUGGAUACACCAUCUGGUAAAUAUAAUAUGUGCCUGGUUGCUAUUCUUCGAAUCAAUUCAUUAG
Saccharomyces paradoxus is the source of this 3087-nucleotide messenger RNA. It is a transcript of the gene BST1, whose product is annotated as Bst1p. Gene Ontology annotation, molecular function: phosphatidylinositol deacylase activity. Gene Ontology annotation, cellular component: endoplasmic reticulum. The transcript has a single exon. Gene Ontology annotation, biological process: GPI anchor metabolic process; endoplasmic reticulum to Golgi vesicle-mediated transport. The coding region runs from base 1 to 3087 and encodes 1028 amino acids. Lineage: Eukaryota; Fungi; Ascomycota; Saccharomycetes; Saccharomycetales; Saccharomycetaceae. The record is from RefSeq and is a predicted model, not a curated record.